Molecule: messenger RNA, 2325 nt
Organism: Panicum hallii
Lineage: Eukaryota; Viridiplantae; Streptophyta; Magnoliopsida; Poales; Poaceae
Product: cytochrome P450 724B1
Exons: 9
Coding region: 150-1607 (485 amino acids)
Biological process (GO): sterol metabolic process
Molecular function (GO): oxidoreductase activity, acting on paired donors, with incorporation or reduction of molecular oxygen; monooxygenase activity; heme binding
Source: RefSeq, a predicted model, not a curated record
ACGGCAGCACAGGGGUGAGCUGUGUGAGCCUUGAACAAAGCUAAGUGAAGCAUUCAUAAACUUACAUAUAUACAUAUAUAUAUAGAUAGACAGAGAGACUCUUGCAGGCUCCAUGCUUGGGAGAUGAAACUUGGGUGUGGUGGUCGUCGAUGAUGGCGGGGGAGCUCGCGCUUGCCGCCCUGGCGAUCCUGCUGGCCUCGCUCCUGGCCCUGGUGCUGAGCCACUUCCUGCCCUUGCUCCUGAAACCCAAGGCCCCCCGGGGCAGCUUCGGGUGGCCGCUCGUCGGUGAGACGCUCAGGUUCCUCGCGCCCCAUGCUUCCAACACGCUGGGCGGCUUCCUGGAGGAUCACUGCGCCAGGUAUGGGCGGGUGUUCAAGUCCCACUUGUUCUGCACCCCCACGGUGGUGUCCUGCGACCAGGACCUCAACCACUUCAUCCUGCAGAACGAGGAGCGGCUGUUCCAGUGCAGCUACCCCAGGCCGAUCCAUGGCAUCCUGGGCAAGUCCUCCAUGCUCGUGGUCCUGGGAGAGGACCACAAGCGCCUCAGGAACCUCGCCCUCGCCCUCGUCACCUCCACCAAGCUCAAGCCCAGCUACCUCGGCGACAUCGAGAAGAUCGCGCUGCACGUCGUCGGCUCGUGGCGCCAGCAGGCGGCCGAGGGCAGCAAGGAGGACAGCGGCGGCGGCAGGGUCGUCGCCUUCUGCGAGGAGGCAAGGAAGUUUGCGUUCAGUGUGAUUGUGAAGCAGGUGCUGGGGCUGUCACCAGAGGAGCCGGUUACUGCCAGGAUACUGGAGGACUUCCUGGCCUUCAUGAAGGGCCUCAUCUCCUUCCCUCUCUACAUCCCAGGGACCCCAUAUGCCAAGGCUGUCCAGGCCAGAGAGAGGAUAUCCAGCACUGUGAAGGGCAUCAUCGAGGAGCGGAGGAGCCCAGGGUCAUGCAAGAAGGGCGAUUUCCUUGACGUGCUCCUGUCAAGCAAUGAGCUCUCCGAUGAGGAGAAAGUGAGCUUUGUGCUGGACUCCCUGCUUGGAGGGUACGAGACCACCUCGCUCUUGAUCUCCAUGGUCGUGUAUUUUCUUGGACAGUCCGCGGACGAUCUGGACCUGGUCAAGAGGGAGCACGACAGCAUAAGAUCCAACAAAGGGAAGGAGGAGAGCUUGACUUCAGAAGACUACAAGAAGAUGGAAUAUACCCAACAUGUUAUCAACGAGGCUCUGAGAUGCGGCAACAUCGUCAAGUUCGUCCACAGGAAGGCCCUCAAAGAUGUCAGAUACAAAGAGUAUCUGAUUCCAUCUGGCUGGAAGGUCCUACCCGUCUUCAGUGCUGUUCAUCUGAACCCCUCGCUUCAUGGAAAUGCCCAUCAUUUUCAGCCCUGUAGAUGGGAGGGCUCAAGCCAAGGGACAAGCAAGAGGUUUACGCCGUUCGGUGGCGGGCCCCGGCUCUGCCCAGGAUCAGAGCUUGCCAAAGUAGAGGCUGCUUUCUUUCUCCAUCACCUUGUGCUCAAUUAUAGAUGGAGAAUCGAUGGCGAUGACAUUCCGAUGGCAUACCCGUAUGUGGAGUUCCAGAGAGGUCUGCCCGUAGAAAUCGAGCCAAUCUGCCCUGAAACUUGACUGGCCUGAAGGCCCGGUCAUGGCGAGUUCAUCAGUUAGAAAGUACCUGCACGAGAACAUCCAUGUCCAUGAACGGCGUGGAGUUUCAUGAAGUGAAGAAACACUGGGCACUAGCUUGUAAGUAGCUAGCAUGAGGCAGCUGAGACUUGUGAUUUAUGAUGUACAUGAUGUAGAUAUAUUUUGUCCAUGGCAAUUGCUCGAGGUGGUUGGUUCACUUCACCCUGUAACAUUCUCCACCGUGAGCUCAACUACUAUUCUAUACGAGAAUAUUGGGCUCCUGGGAUUCGGAAGGCUUUGGCUUAUCACUUGGGAGCUUUUAGGACUUGAUUAGAUAUGACUACACUGAACUUUGGAGAGCGUUUCCCGGUUACCUCAUUUGAAUUUGGUCGAGCAGUCGCUUCAGGCUGUCAAUCUUCAGAGCAGAGGAUGAGAGGAGACAGACGAUAAGGUGUCUUUGGAGCUUGACGUACUGCACGAGAGUGGCUAUCCAGAUUUGCCAUCUUGACCGCCCAGCAGUUCUGGAGCUUGACUGAAGUCUGAACUUUGAGAUAACUCACUGUGGCUAUUUUCUAUGCAAAAUUCAGACUGCGUAUAACUCUGUUAUCCUUAUUGCUCUUUUAUGCCGCUGGCCCUCAUGUUCUGACUCUUAUCAUAUAGUCAUGUUAUGUCAUAUGAAAGAUGUUUUUUAUCAGAUUAUAUAUGACCCAAAGGGUUUCCU